AUCAGCGCCAUAAUUAAACGACGCCUAACUUUGGUCGAUUGUUUUGUCUUUUGGAAUACGUUCCACUAAACAGGGAUGAGUUCGGCUUCCGGAGAAAUUGACUUACACGUCCAGUAAUAAUUAAACAGAGAGGAGCUUCGACCGGAUAGUGGAGCUAAAACGAAGCCGAUGUUUUUGGAGCAGAAGGUUAGCAGCCCGUGUUAGCUGCGGGGACUUCGGUGUCAGUCUCUCAUCUGGGGCUCAUAGCUUCACUUUUCUGGGGCCCAGCGAGUAUGAGCUACCCGGUGAACCUCCAGGCCCUGCCCGGGGAAGUCAUACAGGAGGUUUUUACUCCAGAAAACAUGAGAGGAAGAAGGUUCGUAAGCUCCCUAAAUCAGCUGACUUUCCCUAAAUCCCGCUUAGCUCUGUGGGAUGGCAGCCCUGUUGGAGAGAUGCUCCGCCUCCAGCUCUAUUCCCACAGGAAACCUCAAAUAGUUCUCCUGGAGAAAGCUCUUCGGCUAGCGCAGCGCCACGCCCGUCGCAGUCACAAGCUCGGCCUUCAGUGUUUCUUCCUGGGAUCCGUCGCUGUGAAUGAAGAUGAGGAAGGGGUCACUGUGACCUUGGACCGCUUCGAUCCAGGUCGGGAUCAAGCAGGAGCCACAGACCGGGUGCCGUCCGCUCUUCUUCCCGGAGAUGUCCUGGUUCCCUGCCUGUUCUCUGCUCAGUCUGAGACUUCGCCUGAUGCUGUCGUCCUGUCAGAGGCUGAGCUCCAUCACUGCUUUAAGGCACUGCAGCAGGCGGUCAGCAGCAGACAGACUCUGGAUCUGUCUCAGCUGUUGAAGAUCAGAGCUCAUGUGAUUUACUCCCAGACGUCUGAUGCUGCAACAUUUAACCUCAGCUGGUCGUCCGUCUGUCCCGCCGUUGGGUUAGACGUUCAGCCAGUCCGAGCCGUCCCCAUCAUCCCUACCGCCCUGCUAAGGUCGCUGACAAGCAUCGGCCGCCCGGCGCAGCCUGCUGGCCGACAGAGGGGGUUUCUGACUAUGGAUCAGACCAGGAAACUGGUUCUCCUGCUGGAGUCGGACCCUAAAGCCUCCAGCUUGCCACUUGUUGGCCUUUGGCUCAGUGGAGUCACACACGUCUACAGCCCUCAGGUGUGGGCCUGGAGUCUGAGGUUCAUGUUUGGCUCCGCCCUGCAGGACAGGGUUCUGUCUGAGAUGGGCUCAUUCCUCCUCGUCGUGUUUGGCUCCACCCACAGAGCUCCUCAGUUCUUCCAGUGUCGAGUGUCUCAGCGUGGAUCAGGGCCCCAGCUGGACUUCCAGCUGCUGACUUCUUCCCAGUCUGUCACUCUUUACCAGCAGGUGGCGCCGGUGGAUGGUAGAGCUCUGCGGUGCGAGUUGGAUUCAGAAGACCACAGCAGACAGGCGGAAAUCUUCAGAGCAGCUCAGAGCUCAUUCAACAGAACGCCGCCUCCAGCUGCAGGUCUGUCUGUUAGCGAUCAGGACUCUGGAGUCGAGGAUGAAGACUUUUCUCCCAGACCGUCUCCAAGUCCUCAUCCUCCAGCUCCACAGGUUCGCAGAGUUCAGCCGUCUGUUCCUGAACUCUCCCUGCUGAUUGAAAGCAGCUUCUCCUCCAAUCAUAACGUUGGGACAGAUUCUGGCUCCGCCCACAGGCCUCCUCCAGCCAACUGGAAGUCAGCUUCACCCCCCAGCUCCAGUUCCACCACUUCCUCUGCCCCCAAACCUGCUCCUGUUCCCCCUCCUCCUAAUCUCCACAGCACCCCGAAUUCCAACCUGCAGCAGCCCUGCUCCUGCUGCUCCACCAACAACUGCACCUCCAUUUUCCCCUCCCCAGCGCUCCCCACCGCUGCUGCUCCCCACUUCCAUCAGCAAACCCACUUCAGCCCCCAAUCUGCACCUCCUCCUUCGCAUUCCCUUCAGAAAUCAGUGCCUCUUUCCUCACAGAACUAUGCAACACAACCAUCAACACUUCCUGUCUCCUCUUAUCAGCAAACCCCUCCUCCUUUUAGCCGUCACUCUGCUCCUACUCAUCCUUCCACCAAGCUGCCGUCCACUCCUAUACCCUCCGUCUCCCGUCAUCAGCAAACUCCUCUUUCUAACCAUAAAGCUGCUCCUCCUCCUCAUUCCUCUCAUAAACGGACUCCUCCUCUCUCCAGCCGUCACACCGCUGCUCCUCCUCAUUGCACCUUUAAAAAGAGUCCUCCUCCUUCAGGUCUUCACUCCAUUUCUUCCUCUUCCCACCACCAAACUCCAGCUUCUUCCAGCCCCCAUGAGGCUCCUGUUCCUCCCUAUAGCCCUCAGGCUUCUCCUGCUCUCCCACAAUUUCAUCAGUGUGUGUUUCCUCCUUCUACUCCUUCUCUUCCUUCUUGUUCUUCUCCUCAAACUGUUCUUCAGCCGCCCCCAUCUGAUCCCCAUAACUACCCUCCUCUUGUCUCUAAACGUCACAGCCCUCCUCCUCCCGUCUACCAGCCCACUUAUUCCUGCAGCCACACUCCUCCUGCUCCUCCGUGCCAUGGAGACUCCUCGUCCCCUCACCCCUCCUCUCCAGCAACAGACCUUGUCUCUCCCUGGCCCAUGCGUCCUCAAUGUGGGAAUCCCUGCUGUGAGAAAAUGGGUGGACUCUUAACCACCGACCCCUACCAGCUCCUACUGCAUCAGGACCAGCAGCUGCGCCUCCUGCAGGCUCAGGUCCAGAUGCUGCUGGAGGCUCAAGGAAGGCUCCAGCCUUCUGCCCGGCAGGUUGAGACUCAGACGUCAAAGAGCACCGCUAGCGUCGCUGUGGAAACAGGUGCCAGUCUGUUCUGGGGACAAGCUCCUGAUCAGCCGCUUCUUCAGGAAGAACCGGAACCUCAGCCACCCUUCCUGAAGCCCAAACCCUCCUCCAGAUCUCCCCCUUCAUCCUCCUGCAGCACCUCCACCUCCUCACAUGACCCGUCUAUGAACAAACCUGAGGAAGGAGAACACAUCCAGCGGCGAACGUCCUGCUCCUCAUCUGAUCCUCACAGUGUCAGCGGUCUGCAGAGCCCGGUUCUGGGAGAAAGUGUCAGCAUGUACAGACCUCCAGAAGAGCAGCAGAGCUUCUACAAGAACCUGAUGACUCAACUCAGCAGCCGUCUUCAGGAUGCAGAUGGCCAACAGGAAGCCAAGGAAGACAGAAGAUGGAGUUUAUCUGUGUCGGAGCUCUCGCAGUCUUCCCAGCGGUCCUCAUCCCAGAGGAGGCAGGAUCAGAAGAAGGAGCAAAGGAAGAGUCCUGAAGGAGAUGAUGUGAUCCGGGCCACCCUGCGGCGGCUGCAGCAGCUCGGAGUGGAGGCGGAGGAUCUGAAGGAGUCAGAUGAAAAUGAAAUCAAAGCUGUGGAGAUGGCCAGCACCUUGGCCACUAUCAACCCAGCAGCGGUCGUCUCCAGGCUGAGUGUUUCUGAGCCGACCGUCAGCGCUCUGUUCCCCGGAGGGAGCGUGGAUCUGAGUCUGGAGGCCAACGCCAUCGCACUUCGUUACCUCAGCCAAUCACAGCUCAGCCGGCUGUCUCUGGGAGGCCACGCCCCACAAACCAUCCCUGUCCCUUCCUCCUCCAGUGAAUCACUUCUGUCGCCAAGUAACAUGUCUUUAGCCACCAGGAGGUACAUGAGGAGGUAUGGCCUGAUCGAGGAGGAUGGUGAGGAGGAGGAGGAAGAGAAGGAGAAGGCCAUAAUUUCAGAAGUCCGUCAGCCGCUGACCGAAGCUCUGAACGUGAAGCUCCUCCCACAGAGUCAGCUGAUCCGGGACCUGCGGCCAAAAAUGCAGCUUUUAGCUGGAACCACCAAACCGGACUCAGAGGACAAGGAGAACUGUUCUGGCAGGAGGGCUCCGAUAGACCGAAUGAGAAGCCAACAGCCAGAAGGAUCAGUGGGGAAUAUCCUGGACCUGAGCCGCCUGAGGGAGCUGCCCAAACUGUUCUAAACCUCUGCUGAGUCGAAGGACCAGAAAUAAAUCUAAGCACCAGCAAGGAACCUGGACAACCCCUUACCACACAUGAACUUCAAUAGUGGGUUGGGAUGAUGUUGAAUUUAUUCUGCUCUUUCUGGUGAUCUUCGUGUUUUUAUUUUAUGUGUCAUCCCCUGGUUUUUAUGUGAAACCUCUUUUGCACUUUUUAAUAUUUAUGAUUUUCACUAAUAAA
Cyprinodon variegatus (sheepshead minnow) is the source of this 4149-nucleotide messenger RNA. RefSeq names its product SCL/TAL1 interrupting locus (gene stil). Gene Ontology annotation, cellular component: centriole; centrosome. Bases 273 to 3932 code for a protein of 1219 amino acids. Gene Ontology annotation, biological process: smoothened signaling pathway; centrosome duplication; mitotic spindle organization. The record is from RefSeq and is a predicted model, not a curated record. NCBI's taxonomy places the organism in Eukaryota, Metazoa, Chordata, Actinopteri, Cyprinodontiformes, Cyprinodontidae. The transcript has 16 exons.